AUGGCUAGGCUCAACGAAAUCCCGGUGCCGACAGAGACCCUAGAAACGCUUCGCAAGAAGAUGCUUCGCCAGAAUAGAGAACUCGCAAAGACAAACAACAUCCGAGCCCUUCGAAUCCGCGAACUGGAAAAUGAGUGCGCAUGUAUGCUGUCGGAAAAUCUCGAGCUGCGCAGCCGCAUCCUGGAGCUGGAAAAACAAGUCGACGACAGCGAGUCGCGAAGGAUAGCAGAUCACGCGAUGGCCAUCAAGGCCAAAUUAGAGUCGCAACUUACAGAAUGGGGCUCUCUUAUUGCAGAAUUGGGCCUCGAGCCGCCCGCCAAGAGGCAUUCGCCCAUGAUUAAGCGAAGAUCAAAGAACCCAUUGGGCUUCAGCGCGAGUCGGCCUAGUCCAUCUCAGAGGCGGCUACGCGAAAUUGCAAAAGAUGUUGAAGAACUUGGCGUCAUCAGCGAAAACAGGAGCAAUUCCCGGAGAUCCAUGAAUCAUGAACAAAUUCUGGCUCUCAGGUCAGAAGCUGAUAUCGAAUCGCCUGAACUGGGCCCUCCACCAAUGUCUAAAUACAUUGAGGAAGACCCUGUCAAGAUCGAUUCACCAACUAGAUCAAUGCCUGUUGAAAGCUCAAAGAAGACAAAGGGCCUGGAGCCCCCAAUUACACUAGCAUCGUCAAAAUCUGACCAAGUAGACGAUGGCGAGGAGCAGAUAGCGCAAAAGCGUGACCGGGUCAAUAAGCCCAAGAAUACUGCGGAUGCUGCACCAACUCUACCCGUUAAGGCCGGGUCAAAACGGAAAUUCGGAGCUCAAGACGACAACGAGAACAAUCAACCUCAGAAGGGAACGAACGAGAAGAGUAUUGGCAAGAUAUUAGUCGACAAGACAGAAGGAAGGUCGGGGAGGGGUUUCGUUAAGAUGAGAAAAACCUCGCAACUGGAGCUCUCAGAAAACGUUCGAAGACCGCUGGCAGUCAAGAGCACUAACGACGAUAUUCAAUCCCCGAGGAAAAUUUCCAAGUCAAAGCCAUCGGUGGUUGAUGAGAUAGCGACAGCCAAACUCAAUGCAGCAAAAUCGAGGGCGGCAUUUGAUCGACAAAAACAAAAAGCGAAGAACCCAUUACCCACUGAAGCAGAAGCCCUGCCUAUCUUUACGAUUGAACCUCAAGGAUCCUCGGGUGCAACAGUUGACUUGGCAGCACCCAUCCGAGAAUCAGCAUUGUUCUCGCCUGGCUCUCUGGCGGUGGACGUAUCGCCUGAGGGAUCACGAGGAGACACGCCUCCUCCUUCUCACAUCUCGUCCAACGGAGAGACAUCACGGCCUAGUAGGCGGAAUCGGACGACUAUCAGUUAUACUGAGCCUAACCUGAAGGGCAAGAUGCGACGACCAACUAAAGAGCUAUUUGACGCCGUAACUGGAGAAGGGAAAUACGCUCGACGGGUCAGCAACUACGAAUCCGCUCUGCCUGAAUCGACAAAGAGUAAACGAGAGAUGGCAGUAACCGAUAUUGAAGAUAAUCCGUCGAGCCCUCUGGCGGCAAAACAUUUAGCUACAGACGUCCUUCUAAGUAGCGUCGUUACGGAACGCCGCAAGCGUUCCUCGAGCAUAGCAUCAAAAGGCUUGGGAAUUGUCAACGAUGCUUUGAAGGACGCAGAGUCAUCCGAGGGAUCAAGAGAUACUAGUAUCAACCUUGAUAGUAGCGGUUUGGCAGAGGCCGAUGUGUAUGAGUUUACGAGCGAGUCGCCUCCGGCUGAGAAGGAAGUAGUCAAGGAACCAAAGAAACGGGGUCGGAGACGGACCACUACAUCAAGGCAUUCUACAAUCAAUCCCGAUGAUGACUAUAAAGACGACAAGUUAUCAACAAGAGAGAGGAUUAACUCUAGACGGAGGAGUAUGAUGGUAUGA
Messenger RNA from Trichoderma harzianum CBS 226.95, 1890 nucleotides. RefSeq lists its product as hypothetical. The coding region runs from base 1 to 1890 and encodes 629 amino acids. Gene Ontology annotation, cellular component: nucleus; chromosome, centromeric region. The record is from RefSeq and is a predicted model, not a curated record. NCBI's taxonomy places the organism in Eukaryota, Fungi, Ascomycota, Sordariomycetes, Hypocreales, Hypocreaceae. Gene Ontology annotation, biological process: meiotic chromosome segregation. The transcript has 3 exons.